AAGUUAUUCCGUUGAUAGUUAAAGAAAAUGUUGGUAUCUGUGAUACUGGUAUUACCGAGGCUGCACAAAUAGGGGUCUACAUGACAUCGUUAUUUAAAUCGCUUGGUGGUUGACAUACAUGAUCGCUAAAGAGCUAGCUAGUUAGCAUAGCAUUUCAAGUACCGCUUGUAGUUGCUUAGCGACCUGUAUCCAGGGGCAGAGGAGAACCAGCUAGCAUCGAGAGCACUGUUAGUUAGUUAGCUAGCUUAGCUACUCGUUUGAAAUAUAGACAGAAGACCAAUAUGUGUGAUUAAAUGGAUCGAACAGCGACUAAUGGUGUUAACAAACUAUCCGUAUGAAAUGAAACCGGUUAAACAUAACCGUUUUCAGUGUAAAACAGGUUGUUAAGUUUGUGUAAUGCUAACUACCCGGAGCAAACAGCGACUAAUUGACUUGAAGUGUCGUUCUAAUCAGACCAAAUUGGCUGAUUAUGAAUGUUUACAGUGAAAAGCGUGUGUUAAGUUUGGCAUUUAUCACAACGUUAAGUUAAAACAAAACAAAAACACUGAAGCUGAGCAGCGUAAGAGAGAGCACGAAAACUUUUACAGUCCUCGUCAGUAAUAUAAUCAAGCUGCAUUCCACUUGCUGCAGCUGCAGUGCACUUCUCUGGUGGAGUGAAAUGAACACCGGAGGCGCCAAUAUUAAAUGGAAGUGUCUGAAGCCUGCCCUCUUCAUGCAGCGACUAGACAGAUUUUGUCCACCUUUCUUUGCUCUGAUAUGACACUGGAAGCUAGAGGACUUCUCCCGCAAGGAUAUACUGAAGAUAAGAGCAGUGGAGCUCCAGACCUGGACCUCGGCCUUCACAGACCCUGCGGUGAUUGCCAAAUUUGAACACAGCUGUUUAUGACCUCACAUUGGUCAGAACGUAAACUACACUUCUACUCGGGUUACACUCCUCCGUCAGAUGGCGUUCUGCCUGGCUGAGCUGCACUUGUGGUCCACCAAGAGCUCACUCCAAGUCAAAGAUACAGAUAUUGGCACCUAUCAGUACUACGAUAAAGGAGAGCCAGCCAUUUCCUUGGAGCAUCACUACUACAAUGAGAAACUCCAGUUCAGUGAAGCUCGAGGCUAUUCGUGGACCCCCAGGAACCGCCGACCAGAGAAGCUACGUGAUUCGCUGAAGGAGCUUGAGGAACUGUUGCAGACCAACACCUGUGUUCACACCAGAUGGAGAAACAAGCACUGCUGCCAGUUGAUGCUGAGCAGUGGAGUACUGGUGACCCUGACCCUAAGUGGACCUCAACUUGAACAAGUCUGUGUUGACCGCACAUUAGUGGGCCGACUGCCAGCCAACACCAUCACUGAUGUGGUGCUGAGUGACAGGCUGAUUCUGCUGUCCUUCCUGGAGCAGAGCCAAGUGGCUGCAGUCUACCUCCACAGAAAGAACCAGGACUCCCCAGAGAGCGGCAAGCGAACAGACAAACUCUCACCCUCUGAAAUCAAGGUGGUGUGCGCGGAGGUGAGCGGAUGGGGUCGUAGGCUCCACAGACACGUGUGUCUCAACCGUCUGCAGGAUGUGGCGCUCUGCUGGUGGAACCUGGAUGAGCCUGGUGAGGAGCUGUGGCCCUGGACUCCCACAAACACGCACAGGAACAACCUGGUGCUGCUCAGCUGCUCACCUGCCGAAGGCCUCAAGGUCCUCAGCUCAGUCCAGACAGAGAGCAACCCCCUGGACUGCCGCUUCAGCCUGCUCCAGCCCUACCAGCUGCUCACAGUGGAGCUACCUGCUGGACCCCAGGGAUCCCGAGAAGGGUGCUGGGCUGACACCUGUGUGUACGAAUGUGCAAAAGGACGCCUGCACCGCCUUUCUGUCACCCACAUCCCGCUGCCAUCCGAGUCCAUUUCCUGUUCACGUCACCCCUCUGAAACCACUCUCCUCCUGGGCUUAAGUGACUCCUCCUUGGUCCUGUAUGACCAACGACGGGGGGUCUCUCACCUGGCCUCCUGCCCUGUGCCACCCAACCUCCUCGCCUGGCACCCUGCCGGGGCCGUGGUCAUGGUCGGGGGAGGGCAGGGAGAGCUGAUGUGCUUGGAUGUGGGCUUGGCACCUGUGAACAUGGCACUGUUAGCAGAGGAGGUAGCUUCAGCCGCCACACUAAGACUAGCUCAGCACCUGCGGUGCUCUGGAGGCCUGGAGCGACUGCAGUGGGGGACAGGCCUGGAAGGAGGCCCGGAGGGGACAGAUAUGCUGAUGUUAGCCUUUCACGGGGGACCACUUGCAGCCUUGAGAUUCAGACUAGGGGCUCUGACUGGGGGCCAGAUGGGUCCAGGGGAACUCCUGCAGCAGCGCCUACUUUGUGGCCAGGUCAGAGAGGCGCUGGGCAUCCUGGAGGCCAUGGACUGGAGCGUCACGGGAGACGAAUGCUACCGAGGCCUGUGUUCUGUCACCAACCACCUGUUGAGGCUGGAGCUGAAUGCAGAGAGAGAAGCCCAACUAGAAGCAGCUCUGGGUGUGUUUUAUGCUCCACCUGCCCCUUUCUCUGAUGCGGUGAUACUGGAGUACAGGGAGCCAAUCAGCAAGUACGCCCGACGCUUUUUUCACCACCUCCUCAGACACCAGCGCUUUGAGAAGGCCUUCCUCCUCGCUGUAGAUCUGGAAGACAGAGAUUUAUUCAUGGACCUCCAUUAUGUUGCCAGCGAUAAGGGCGAGGUGGUGCUAGCGGACGUGGCCAAGAGGAAAGCUAAUGAAAUCGAGGCCCAGGCCAUCGCAGGCAACGACGAUCCUCUGAGAGGUAGCAAUGGCGUGUGUGGUUCCAGCCUCGGCGACAGACGGACUGAGAGGAACCAAAGUGCGACAGGACCGUCGCUCUCAAGCUCUACCACAACACACGUUGAUGGAGGAGCCAGUCGGAGGAGAUUACAGGCGGAGAGCGUUCGUGUGACCGUGAGCCCAGAUGUGUUCAGGACACUGAGACACACAGGAGUCAGUGAAGGUGACGCAGACUAUAAGAAUGAAGAUGACGACCCUGGGAAGCUUCAUGUCGUCCAUUUAGGAAUGGUUUGAAAAAUCUGACUAAUGGGAAACUGGAGAAGCACAAUGACUCGUCAAUAACAUGUUCUUUUUAUAUUUUUUUUACAUGCAAAGUAGUUACUUACUUAUGUAAUGUGUGGGGAUCUCAACAUCUGUACACACACAGAUGAUGAUGUAAAUGAUAAAAGUGUAAUAAUUAUAAAUAUCUAAAUGUAUAAUAAAUGAUGCAGUUUUGUAUUGUCAGACUGAAAAACAAUGUUUCCUAAACCAGAAGGCUUUAUUAUUUUUUUUUAGACCUGUCAUAGUAAAUCUGUGAAAUUCCAGCCCAGACAAAAACACUGAGCAGCUCCAUGGAUGUGGAUUCAGGUUGUUUUCUGUCUUAGUGAAGUCGACACCAAAUGAACCUUAAAAGGAAACAGUUACACUGGGUUCUGCCUCUAAAAACAUGACAGAAAAUGUUUUAAAGCUUGUCAUUAAUCAGCAUGAAAAAAUAAAGACUUCUAUUAUACUUCCAUCACCACUGAUA
Molecule: messenger RNA, 3536 nt
Organism: Seriola aureovittata
Lineage: Eukaryota; Metazoa; Chordata; Actinopteri; Carangiformes; Carangidae
Gene: wdpcp
Product: WD repeat containing planar cell polarity effector
Exons: 21
Coding region: 944-3043 (699 amino acids)
Biological process (GO): nervous system development; establishment of protein localization; cilium organization
Cellular component (GO): axonemal basal plate
Molecular function (GO): protein binding
Source: RefSeq, a predicted model, not a curated record